AUGACUUUUGCUGGCCAGAAGUUCAUCUACGUAUGCAACUACGAGAUUGCACAAGAGCUUUACGAUGGCGCGAGGUUCCAUAAGAUCGUGACUUCUGGAGUCGCAAACCUUCGUUAUGCCGCUGGCAAUGGUCUCUUCACGGCGCAGGUAGAUAAUCACGAGUGGGAGAUUGCCCACCGGGUACUUCUUCCGCACUUCGGCGCCUCAAAAAUCAGGAAUAUGUUUCCCAGUAUGAUCGACAUUGCAGAGCAGCUGUGUCUCAAAUGGUACGCCAAACACACCGCAACGCUCUGCACUAUGAGCUUCCGCUUCAACAGCCUCUACUUGGGUGACCGUGUACAUCCAUUUGUCGAAGCCAUGACAGCUGUCCUCGCCGAAGCGGAAACACAGUCAGGGAUACCGCCGUAUCUGGGCUUUUUGCGUUGGAGCUCACAAGCAAAGUUCUUCAAGAACAUCAACUUCAUGACUCAGACUUGCAAAGAGAUCAUUGGUAACCGGCGAGAUGUGGCCGCGGACACUCCUGACCUACUUGAUGCCAUGUUGACUGGACGAGAUGCAAAGACGGGAGAGGAGAUGACAGAGGAGUCCAUCAUCAACAACAUGAUCACGUUUCUCAUCGCCGGUCAUGAAACCACUUCAGGCUUGUUGUCCUUUGUCUUUUAUUUCCUACUUGAGAACCCCGACGCGCUUCAAAAAGCUUACGACGAAGUUGGCUCCAUAAUUGGCGGCGAACGAAUUUCAGUAAAUCACCUGCAGCAGCUACCUUUCAUUGACGCCGUACUCAAAGAAACCCUUCGUUUGAUGCCAACUGCUCCCGGCUUCUUCGUCACCCCUUUUAAGACGGAAAUCUUGGGAGGCAAUUACGCAAUCCACGCCGGUGAGCCAAUACUGGCUCUGCUUCAUCUCAUCCAAAGGGACCCCGCUGUCUGGGGAGAUAAUGCCGAGGAAUUCAAACCUGAAAGAAUGCUGAAGCACAACUUUGAAAAGCUUCCAAAGAAUUCUUGGAAGCCUUUUGGCAAUGGUAAGAGAGCGUGCAUUGGCAGAGCCUUUGCAUGGCAGGAGGCUCAGUUGGUAUGUUUCGUUUUUCAAUCAAGUGAAACCGACCUCAGCAACUUUGCGGACUCUGCUGAGAACUUUGCAUAG
Messenger RNA from Colletotrichum chrysophilum, 1143 nucleotides. RefSeq lists its product as uncharacterized. The transcript is spliced from 2 exons. The record is from RefSeq and is a predicted model, not a curated record. Gene Ontology annotation, molecular function: iron ion binding; oxidoreductase activity, acting on paired donors, with incorporation or reduction of molecular oxygen; monooxygenase activity. The coding region runs from base 1 to 1143 and encodes 380 amino acids. Lineage: Eukaryota; Fungi; Ascomycota; Sordariomycetes; Glomerellales; Glomerellaceae.